Molecule: messenger RNA, 2981 nt
Organism: Pseudoliparis swirei
Lineage: Eukaryota; Metazoa; Chordata; Actinopteri; Perciformes; Liparidae
Gene: mylk5
Product: myosin, light chain kinase 5
Exons: 17
Coding region: 284-2905 (873 amino acids)
Biological process (GO): protein phosphorylation
Molecular function (GO): protein kinase activity; protein binding; ATP binding
Source: RefSeq, a predicted model, not a curated record
UGUGUGUGUGAAAUCUGGCAUCAGACUGACCUUUGGAGAGAUAAGGAGAGGGCGGCCCUGCCCUGAGAAGGCCGACGUAAAAAGAGAAAGCUGUGUGCUGUAGGUGGAGUUAGAGGAGAUCAGAGGCGGGUUGAGGGUGAGAGAGUAGAGUCUGUGGGGAGUGCUGCUUUCACACACACAAGGCAAGGAAGUGUGAUAACCGGCUCGGGAAAUGACUGCGUGAUAUUAUUUUGUUAUUUAUUUUACACGUUUAGAGGCCAUUUCUGUGUGUCCUCACAUAGAAAUGAACGGCGAUGGCAGCAAACAGCAUUACGUGUCAACCUUCAGGAUGCAUAUCAAGCCCCCCCGAGCAUCGCCCGCACCGCCCGCCCUGGGGAAUGGGCCGGGAGGCGUUGACACCAGAGACAGAUGUUGUGACACAGGGUCUGAUAACAACUCGGCUCUCACGCGUGUGGAAGCCCCCGCCUUCAUAGAGCCACUGCAAGACUGCUCCGUGGACGAAGGAAAUGACAUCACGCUGCGGGGGGUUCUCACCGGGAGUCAGCCCAUCAAAGCAUCGUGGUUGCAUAAUGGUGAAGUGGCCCAUUUUGGGACUCCUUCCUUCAACGGCAGGGAGACGAGCUUCGUGGUGAGGGAAUGCUUACCGGAAGACGCUGGCGCCUACACCUGUUUGGCAGAGAACAGCGCGGGGAAGACGUCCUGCUGCGCCGCUGUGUUUGUCAGAGACUUUGAAACCAUCUGCGGCGUGCAGAGUUGUGUCUCAACUUCUGCUUCCAAGAGCAUUGUGGGUAAUGGAGGGCCGCCGCUGUCUGACAAAAAGGGGCUGCAGAAGUUCAAAGGACCCGUUUGUUCUUUGCCGUCAGGCUCCGAUAAGCUGAGCCCAGUCUCGACUCCAAGAGAAGUCAUCCCAAAGAAGAGAGCCAACUCGGGGUCAGUCGCAUCAUUAUAUUUCGAAAACCCUCCCCAGCACCUCGAGGUGAAGGCGGGACAAACUGCGCGAGUGACGUGUUUCUUCACCGGCAGCCCACCUGUCGUGUCGUGUUGGAUCAGAAACAAAGAAGAGAUAGUGGACGGUCCGGAGCUGUGGUCAGAGAGCACUGAUAGGAGCAGCACGCUGGUCAUAGCGGAGGCUAAACCCCAUCACACGGGCCGCUACGCUGUGGUAGUGAAGGACCGCAGGAGCUCAGCAGAACACACGCUCAACCUCUCUGUCAUAGACCGGCCUCAGCCCCCGGCCUCCGGCCCCGUGGUCUCCCUCGUGUCCGCCAACAGCCUCGUGCUGUCCUGGUCGGGCCCCUGCUACGACGGCGGCAGCGCGGUCCUGGGCUAUGUGGUCGAGGUGAAGGGCCAAGGAGGCGCUGAGUCCGUGGAUUGGAGCGAGCUCACGGCCCGGUGCGAGAGCACCUCGUUCAGAGUGAGCUCCGGGCUGCAGCCUCAUCGGGAAUACUGUUUCAGAGUCCGGGCCUACAACGCAGUGGGAGCCAGCGAGGCAGGACCCGUGUCCCUAGUGGUCAGGAUGGAGGAGAAAGGUGUAGAGAAGCCCAAAGAAGAAGAGGCCCCACCAGCGUAUUCCCGUGUCACUAUUAACUCGUCGGAAAAGGUUUCGGAUCACUACAGUUUGCAGGAGAGGCUGGGCAUGGGAAAGUUCGGCCUGGUGUUCAAGCUCACCCACAAAGAGACGGGACGCGUCUACGCGGGGAAGUUCUACAAAGGUCGCCGGGCCAAGGAGAGGGAGGCCGCUCGUAAGGAGAUCGAGCUGAUGAACUUCCUCCACCACCCCAAGCUGGUUCAGUGUCUCGCGGCGUACGACCACAGGCCCGAGAUGGUCAUGGUCAUGGAGUUCAUCGCCGGCGGGGAACUGUUCGAGCGCAUCGUGGACGACAGCUUCGAGCACACGGAGUCGGCCAGCGUGCGCUACAUGCAUCAGAUCCUGGAGGGGAUCGCCUACGUGCAUCAGCAGAACAUCGUCCACCUGGACAUCAAACCGGAAAACAUCGUGUGUGUCGACACCACCGGCACCUCCAUUAAGAUCAUUGACUUUGGACUAGCCAGCAGGCUCGACGCCAACACGCCUCUCAAGGUGAUGCACGGGACUCCAGAGUUCGUGGCGCCUGAAGUGAUCAACUAUGAGCCUGUGGUUUUUACCACUGACAUGUGGAGCAUCGGAGUCGUCUGCUACAUACUACUGAGUGGCGAGUCUCCAUUCCAGGGUAACACCGACGCCGAGACCCUCGCCCUGGUCACAGCCGCCCAGUGGGAGUUCGACGAGGAGAGCUUCGAUGAGAUCACGGACGAGGCCAAAGACUUCAUCAGCUCCCUGCUCAGCAAAGACACCAGGCGGAGGAUGUCCAGCGAGGAGGCACUGGACCACCCUUGGAUGGCGUUUGAGUCUGGAGGUCUGGCCACCACCAGGAGUCUGUCCAAGGAGAAGAUGAAGAGGUUUCUAGCCAGGCAGAAGUGGAAGAAAGCAGGAAAGGCCUUGUUGGCUCUGAAGAGGAUGGCUGUGCUGUCGAAAGGCGACAACUCUUCCCCUGGAUCUCCGACCAGCCCCGGAGAAGACUCGCCCCUGAGCCCCGAGGCAGAGCAUGCCCUGCUGUCUCUGGAGCGCAAGAUGCAGGGGCCUCCCCUCUUCACCCGGAGCCUCGAGGACCAGACGGCGAGUCGGGGAUCCGGGGCCCGUCUCUCGUGUCACCUCACAGGCUACCCUGACCCAGAGGUUGUGUGGCUGCGUGGUGACGAGCCCGUGAUGGAGUCCCCCACGGUGCAGAUAGAGUACGAGGAAGAUGGCCGCUGUACUCUGGUCUUCGCCAAAGUCGGCCCAGAGGACGCCAACGUGUACACAUGUAGAGCCAGCAAUGAGCACGGGGAGGCGCUGUGCUCAGCCAAACUCCAGGUUCAAACGUAGAGACGUUAGAUUUCCAUAUGCAGAGAUUACAUGUAUAAAGGUAUUGUUCUUGGGUGCAUUAAACUGUUGUCGCGUA